Molecule: messenger RNA, 309 nt
Organism: Oppiella nova
Lineage: Eukaryota; Metazoa; Arthropoda; Arachnida; Sarcoptiformes; Oppiidae
Source: the annotation of a GenBank genome assembly
GGACACGUUUGGCAAUCAUAUGGAGAGAACAAAGACAAAGAGGGAGCAGAAUUCCAGUGUCUUUUCCAUGGAUGCGGUCGUGUGAAAAAAGGGGCCGCGCCGUUUCCAAGCUUUCAGCGACUCGUGCGGCACUGCAAAGAGAUUCAUGUCUCGAAACAAACGCCUAAAUCCAUUGCUCCGGAGAACAGAAAUAAAAAUUGUGUCCAAAGUCGCAAAACAGUGGCACCGGUGGCCUCUGCUGUAUUGACUGCCAGCAUAUCGACAGUACAACAAUCUGCACCACAACUCACGAUAAUUGAUUUGAUAAAA